GCGGAGGGGACAUCAGAGGUGGUAGUAGAGGGGGAUGAUCAGGUUGCGGAGAAGGAAAGGACGCCAGAGAUGACGGAUGACGAGGUAGUAUUCGUGUCGAAGGGGGCGACGGAGGUCCCAAAGGGUAAGAAGCGUGCUAUUGACGCGCCAGAGCUGAUGGUCGGUAAGAGAUCAAGAUUGCCGUCACAGUACAUCGUUUCUCCAUACACGGCCGAGGCGAAGAGAAGGGGGUUUGUGGAUGGGGCGUUCUCCAAUCUUUUUCGCGACGUCGACCCAGUCAGACAGAAGGCGUUCGAUGAUUGGUUCAAAUCCCUUAAGUCCAAAUAAGUAUUUUAUGAUUUUGCUACUAUUUUUUUGUAUUUUUCGUAACUGUUUUUUCAUUUUUCAGAGAUAGUUAUACCAUCGGCUGUAUGACCGUGCCCAAUGCUAAAAAGUGGUUUGAAGACGUACUGACGACCUCAGCUUGGUUCGCUGAUGAUCAUAUCGACUUGGCUAUGGAAUUGUUACGCGAUCGGGCGCGAAGAUACCCGAGAUCUUAUGACAGUCCUAGUCGAGUUAUCCUUAGCUCUGAGUUCGCUCGUGUCAUAGAUAUUGAGCAUCACGAGCUCCUAAGCAAAGGGAAUGAUUAUGUUCUGUGUGAGUACAUGCUGGAGUGGGUGAUUGGACUACAAUUGAGGUGCGAAAAGUCGUGGACGGAUUGUACACAUAUGUACAUUCCAGUGAUCGCGAACUCACAUUGUUUUUCGGUGGAGAUCGUAUUUGCUGAUUCCACCAUAUAUGUGUACGACUCUGAUCAUAGCUGUUUGACACAAAGUCAACUAGAGCAAAUACUGGAGCCAUUGGCUGCAAUCGUGCCCAUGAUGGCUAGUCAUGCGAUGAUUCGAGUAAAUGAUAGAUUAGCCAUUGUGCGGAAUAUGACGACGGCGAGACAAGAAAGAUCGGGUGACUGUGGCUUAUUUGCAAUCAAGUACAUAGAGUUCUUGAGCAUUGGUCGCAAUGUUGAUACAAUAAAUCAGUCUUGGAUUGAUAUGUAGAGGCAUAAAUUA
Molecule: messenger RNA, 1046 nt
Organism: Olea europaea var. sylvestris
Lineage: Eukaryota; Viridiplantae; Streptophyta; Magnoliopsida; Lamiales; Oleaceae
Exons: 3
Coding region: 411-1034 (207 amino acids)
Biological process (GO): proteolysis
Molecular function (GO): cysteine-type peptidase activity
Source: RefSeq, a predicted model, not a curated record